CAAAGUGGUACCGUCACAGAUACACAUAGGAAAGUGCUAUUAUUGUAUUCAUAAAGUUAUUAAACAGUGUUUUACGUGUGGCGCGCACAGAUUCACUCUUCUGAACAGCACACGACAGGCGCGCCACCGACUCACGAUUCAAAAGCAUAAACAAAAGCGACAGAAGUACGAAAGUGCCGUUUUCGGGGAUCAUAGCGGCGGAAAAGGGGUGUGUAGUGCGUGCGAAGGUUGUUUACGUGUUUUGGAUAGUCAACGUGGAGUGCGUGGUUCUUCCACGGGCCUCGGUGCACCAUGACAAGCGUGCAAAAGAAGCUGGUGAAGUCCAAGAGCGGCCUCCGGAUCGUCACAGUGGGCAACGAGGAGCUGAGUCCUUUCCAUUUGGACGAGCCGCCGUGGACGCCCGACCGAGAGACUGCUGAUUGCUGGCGUUGUCGCUCCAAGUUCGACUUCAUAACUCGCCGUCACCACUGUCGUCGGUGUGGCCGCGUCUACUGCAGCAGCUGCUGCAGCCGCAGGCUUCCUCUGCAGCGGAUGUGCUUCGUGGACCCCGUGCGCAUUUGUCACGACUGCAGCCCGGCCACGCUGCGUGAGAACGACUUCUACGACCGGCACCUGCGCCUGCUCCUCGCUGGUGCGCACUUCCUUGUCACGGUCGUGCCCGACACAAACGCUGCCCUGCCGCACUGCUGCCGGCUCUCCUUGGACCAUCGCAUCCUUGAGUUGGAGAAUGCUCAGAGCAAAGAGUGCAUCGAAAUCCCCCUGGCCAAUAUCUGCACCUACCGUAUCCUCAGGCCUAACAGUCCAGGAAUCACCGACUCAAGAAGCCCCUCAGCGAGUGAUGGCGGCCUGAGUGGCGUCAUGAUCGGCUAUCGAGCACACAGAACAACCUUUGAUGCAGGCGAUGAACAGCAUGAGACGUUGAUGGAGCGUGCACAGACGCUGCUGCACCUCGGCCUAUCUCCUGUGCCUGAGGCUGCUGCACAGGGCGCCCUCUGGAUCGUUGCACUUAACAAGGCCUUCCGGAUGAUCCAUAGCCCGGACGUGUCGCCGGAAUGACUGCAACAGGGCCUAUUCGAGAACCACGGCGGGCGCUUCCUGCUGCUGCGACCCCGCUGACCAGUGACUCGCACCACUUCAUGUCUGCAGUGCUGGUUCUGCUCUGACGUCUGGACAUUCAGCAUAUCUGCAUGGUGCUGCCUGUAUGAUUCUUGUACAAUUUGGAGGCAAAAGUUUAGAUACCAUUGGUGUCGCGAAAAAGAAUUGCAAUACUGCAGACUGAUAUCAAUGAAAAGUCCGGCACAUGUACAGCCGCGAGCUCUGAAAGCAUUGCAUCUGUCGAGCCUGUAAGUCUCAUUCCCAGGCCCCGAAAGAAACUCAGCUUCUUGUUUCCGAGAUUCUUGGGGUGUCCAAAUUUUAUGCCUGUAAUGCAGAAUUACGCAUAGCUUUACUUCAUAUCAUACCAUACCGUGCC
Dermacentor silvarum is the source of this 1471-nucleotide messenger RNA. Its product is annotated as zinc finger FYVE domain-containing protein 21. Lineage: Eukaryota; Metazoa; Arthropoda; Arachnida; Ixodida; Ixodidae. Gene Ontology annotation, molecular function: metal ion binding. Bases 292 to 1056 code for a protein of 254 amino acids. The transcript is spliced from 6 exons. The record is from RefSeq and is a predicted model, not a curated record.